Messenger RNA from Cuscuta campestris, 3506 nucleotides. NCBI's taxonomy places the organism in Eukaryota, Viridiplantae, Streptophyta, Magnoliopsida, Solanales, Convolvulaceae. The record is from the annotation of a GenBank genome assembly.
CGUAAAUAUUUUUAAUUUGUUAACGCAUAAAAAUAAUGUAAAUAAAAAUUGCAUGUACAAACAUUAAAAAAGUUUGGAGUAAUAAUUUACAUUCUUAUGAAGUUGCAUAAAAAAGAAAUGCAACCCGUACAUUACCAGUAAAUAAAUUUGUCAUUUCAAAUCUUAUGAAGUCACAUAAAAGAGAUCCGGAUUGUGGCAAUCAAUUCGGGUCUACCCUUCUGGGUCGUCGUCUUCAAGCAUUGUACUGAAUGAAGAAGUGCGCAGCUCACGAACGAACAAACCAAUGGAUCCACCACACCAAGCCCCCAACCAGAACAACCCGUACAUUACCAGUAACAACCCGCUGCACUUCACAAUCCAUUUGCCGCACUCCAAUGCCCAUCCAAACCCUAACCUGAAUUCCAAUUCAAUCCCAAUUCACGACCAUAACCCUAAUUCCAAUUCUCCCUCGAUCACCCAGCAAGUGAUAUCUCUCUCCAUUCCUCGGAAGCGGAGGCAAGGUCGUCCCCGUAGCACGACGGCGUCGAACCAGGCAUACACCAACAACAACAUACAAUUUAUCGGAACCCUGUCGGAAAAUCCCAAUUUUUCAACAGCCAACGGUGGACCUUAUAAUCCUACAGCUGCGACCGAGCAAAGACAAAGUGCUGCUGAUGUUUCGGACGAGAUCAUCGUUAUCAAUAAAGAUGCCACUUCCGAAGCCUUGAUUGCUCUAACAGCUGGGUUUCCAGCUGACUCCCUCACUGAUGAGGAGAUUGAUGCCGGGGUCGUUUCAAAUGUAGGUGGGAUUGAACAGGUGAAUUACAUCCUCAUCAGGAACCACAUCAUCACAAAAUGGCGGGAAAACGUGUCUACUUGGCUGACAAAGGAAAUGUUUGUAGAUAUUAUUCCAAAGCACUGUGCCACUCUAUUGGAUUCUGCAUAUAAUUAUUUGGUCUUGCGUGGGUUUAUUAACUUUGGGGUGGCACCAGUGAUUAAAGAGAGGAUUGAUUCUGACCCUAGCAAGCCAAGAGUGAUUGUGAUUGGGGCAGGACUGGCGGGCUUGUCCGCAGCAAGACAAUUGAUGUCAUUUGGUUUUAACGUUACCGUUUUGGAGGGAAGAAAGCGGGCAGGUGGGAGGGUGUAUACUAGGAAGGUUGAGGGUGGGAAUCGGGAGGCAUCUGCAGAUUUAGGAGGAAGUGUAUUGACUGGCACAUUAGGGAACCCACUUGGGAUUCUUGCAAGGCAACUCUCUUAUACACUUCACAAGGUGAGGGAUAAGUGCCCGCUCUACAGACCAGAUGGGAAACCUGUUGAUCCGGAUUUGGAUAAUAAGGUAGAGACCGAUUUCAACAGACUUUUGGACCAGGCGAGCAAGCUAAGGCAGUCAAUGGGGGAUGUCUCUCAGGAUGUGUCUCUAGGGGCUGCACUGGAGACUUUCCUCCAGAUCAAUGGUAAUGAGGUAAAUGCUGAGGAAAUGAGCCUUUUUAACUGGCAUCUUGCAAAUCUUGAGUAUGCAAAUGCAGGGCUGCUCUCUAAACUCUCACUAGCAUUUUGGGACCAAGAUGACCCCUAUGAUAUGGGAGGGGAUCAUUGCUUCUUGCCUGGCGGAAAUGGAAGGCUUGUUCAAGCUUUAAUUGAGAAUGUUCCUAUUCUCUAUGAGAAAAUUGUGCACACAAUUCGUUAUGGUAGUGACGGUGUGCAGGUUGUUGCUGGGACACAGCUCUUUGAUGGUGAUAUGGCACUGUGCACUGUUCCGCUUGGAGUUCUCAAGAAUGGGUCGAUUAAGUUUAUACCAGAGUUGCCUCAGAGGAAGCUUGAUGGAAUAAAGAGACUGGGAUUUGGUUUGUUGAAUAAGGUUGCAAUGCUUUUUUCACAUGUUUUCUGGGGUACUGAUCUCGACACAUUUGGGCAUCUGGCCGAGGAUCCCAGUCACCGUGGGGAGUUCUUUCUGUUUUAUAGCUAUGCACCUGUUGCAGGUGGUCCCCUAUUGUUAGCUCUAGUAGCUGGAGAAGCUGCUCACAGAUUUGAGAGCACGCCCCCCACUGAUUCUGUGGCACGUGUUCUUCAGAUUCUUAAAGGGAUAUUUGAACCACAAGGAAUUGAAGUGCCUGAACCCAUCCAAACGGUCUGUACAAGAUGGGGUAGUGAUCCCUUCAGCUUAGGUUCCUACUCUAAUGUUGCCGUAGGUGCAUCCGGGGAUGACUAUGAUAUUCUAGCUGAAAGCGUGGGAGAUGGUAGGCUUUUCUUUGCAGGGGAGGCCACCACAAGGCGAUACCCAGCUACUAUGCAUGGAGCUUUUCUCACUGGGCUUAGAGAAGCUGCCAAUAUUUCUCAAUAUGCUAAAGUUAGAGCAUUGAGCAUGAAAGUUGAUAAAACCCCUUGGAAGAACGCUCAUUCUUGUGCUUCUCUUCUUACCGAUCUAUUCAGGCAGCCAGAUUUAGAAUUCGGCAGCUUUUCUGUAAUCUUUGCUAGAAAAGUAACUGAUGCAAAAUCGACAGCGAUUUUAAGGGUGACGUUUAGUGGGUCGAGGAAGAAAAGUCACGAUGGGUUAAAGCCCGAUCAGCAUUCAAACAAAUUGCUCUUUCAGCAGCUUCAGUCUCAUUUUAAUCAGCAGCAAGAACUUCAUGUUUAUACAUUAUUUUCUAAGGAACAAGCAAUGGAACUGAGAGAGGUGAGAGGGGGUGAUGAUGCAAGGCUGAAUCAUCUCUGUGAGAAAUUUGGGGUGAAGCUUGUUGGGAGGAAGGGUCUGGGGCCAUCUGCAGAUGCUUUAAUAGCUUCCAUCAAGGCCGAGAGGGGAAAACGUAAACCCAGACCAAAUCUUCUUAAAUCUGGUUUAUCAACUUCAAGGGCCGCCUUGCCAAACCGGAGAGUAGUAAGAAAGGCAAAAAUAGUGCGCAGAGGUAAUGGAGUGACUGCAACACCCGCCAGAGACGCUGUCCGAAUGGAAGCAGUUAGAACACUCCAGAAUAAACCAGAAGUGACAAAUAACAACUCUGCAAGAGCAGCAAGCAAUGCCCCUAGCUGUAGUCAGAUUUCAAGUUCAAAGAGUACCCAGAAUGCGAACGGCGUUAACUAUGGAUUCUGCAACGGUAUGAGUUCUACUUCAACUUUCACCCCUUCAUUGAAUUCUUGUACUGGUAAUUUCGAUACUAUGGGUUCAGAACCAAGCAACAAAACAUGUAGCACGGGCUCGAACCCUCCGAGCCUGACCCUUGAAGAGAUUUUUGGGGACGAUAGAAGUGGCGGCGGCCCCACUCUUCCCCCAAGUAAUUGUGAUGAUAGAACACAGACAUUUAAUCUGCCUCCCAGUGUGAACUUUGAUUUCCAGUAGUUUUGAUAUAUAUUGUGAAAUUAUUUUUUUUGUUUGUUUUUAAAUAGAAGUAGACUGUGUGUAGUGUGAUUGGGAUUUGGGGUGAUUCAUUGCAAUUUUUAGAUUAAUGACACCAACCAAAUUCUACUGUUAUUUUCUGAUAUGGGAAAGGAAAUGACAUGUACUUUGUUCUUAAUGAAUGUUAAUAAUUUAU